Messenger RNA from Nematostella vectensis (starlet sea anemone), 5699 nucleotides. RefSeq names its product epidermal growth factor-like protein 8. Bases 330 to 1094 code for a protein of 254 amino acids. The record is from RefSeq and is a predicted model, not a curated record. Gene Ontology annotation, cellular component: extracellular region; cell surface. The transcript is spliced from 8 exons. Gene Ontology annotation, molecular function: signaling receptor binding. Gene Ontology annotation, biological process: anatomical structure development. NCBI's taxonomy places the organism in Eukaryota, Metazoa, Cnidaria, Anthozoa, Actiniaria, Edwardsiidae.
UCCCGGAUAUUGGCGCGGAAUACAAAGAAGAGAAUGCGAGACGAGAAAACUCCAAGUCUAACAAAGGUGGAAAAUUCAUAUCCUGAAGGUCUCUCCUCUUCAAGAUGUAGAAUGUUGGCCGAGGGUAUUUUGUGUCUGUUUAACCGGCAAGUGUUCUAUAUCAAUUGCGACCGUCGGUUGUAUGUAACGGAGGCUAGACAGUCGGUAAUUUGCAACAUAAACAUUGGCUCCCUCACGGCCCUGGCGAAGCGAUAGAGAGCUCAUCAGGUCUUUCACGAUGACGAGCGUAGGGAUAAUCUACACACACCAGCCUUGAUGACGGGAUUAGAAUGCUUAGCAGGCCUCUGGACGCCAAUCAUUUAAUGCAUUUACUUCAGCGAGUUAAUUCCGUUCGCAUAACACAGACAUUGAACGCGAAGAGAGAGAGAGGAAAUCCGCGCGUCAAAAUGGGAGCUCUUGUUUCUAACGUGAGCUUCUUGUUGGGGAGCUUACUGGCGUUCUGUUGCUUGUGGGAUGCUCUGUCAGAGACUAGAGGAAUACCGGGGCCUGGGUUGAAUGUCUGCGUUAAGAAGAAAACAGAUACUCGAGUUUUUUACGAGUUUCGACCGUACAGUAAAGCUGUUUACAAGCCGUUCCUGCAUAGAUGCGCCUUCAAUCCAUUCAAGUUGUGCUCAAGUUACCGGACUUUGUUCCAGUUAGCGCACAAGAAAGUGAAAAAGACGGAGGUCUUGACUCGCACGUACUAUGAUUGUUGCGCGGGUUGGCUUAGGCACCUCGAUCACUCCCACUGCACAAUUCCAAUUUGUGAUCCACCAUGCUUAAAUGGUGGGAGAUGUAAGGCUCCGAACACGUGUGCCUGCCUACCAGGAUGGACUGGCAACGACUGCAGUCAACAAGCCGCUUGCGAAGAUUGCGGUGACCGCUGGAUCGCUGCCGUGGACGCGAGAUUACAAAUAUUAGAAAAGAAACUUAAAUUGCGUAAAGCUCUACCCACGAGGCGUCGACCUGACCAAGAGAAGGACCAUGCCCCCGGCGCACGAGCCGAGGCGUCCGUGGAGAGACUUAUAACAACACGCGCCGAGAGAGGCUCGUAGGGCGACGUCUGUUGUUACCUUUAGACAAAGAACCCGAUUGUCUCCUCACGUGUAGAUAAUUAGCUGCCUCGACUUGUUAGAAUACGAGUUUACUUGGGUAAAUUGACCAACAGUAUCAAGCUAGAAUAUGAGAUUAUGAGGGGUAAAAUUGAUCGUCUUUAAUAGCAUCAUGCUAACACACUGAAACCCGAAAUGUAGUAUACACGGCCUCGAAGUACAGAAUAAUUUUUUAUUAUUUGAUCUGAACUUCUCUAGUUGAUAGUUUUCAAAUUUUAAUUCGAAUUACAUUGUAUUUUAAUUGUAUUUUUAUUUUAAUUUUAAUUCUUAAAAGACGAUACUUGAUAAUUUUGCUGCUAGAGCCCUGCAGGCUCUCACGCCGCUAAAGCAAGAGUCCACUAUCUUGCUAAGAUCAUAAGCGCUAAACGGAAAGCCUAGCGUUUAUAUCUGUUGACAUAACGCUAAUAAAAGCUAGUUUUGGUUUUCACACUAUCCAUGUAUGCACAGCAAACCAAGGCAUUCCACGAGAUCCAGAAAGCAUAUCUUUUGACUGAAAUCAGGUUUAAUAAAAGAAUGACUCAACGGUAAAACUGUUUGUCGGAAUUGUAUUAUUUUCUUUUUCCAGUUGUACAAUUAGAUUGUUAAUUCACACCUCAACGGAGUGUUGGUAUAAUGCUAUUGUCACAUGCUAUUGUACAUUUCUUAGUUAUAUUAUCCAUUAAUAUUCGUUGCCCUUUGAGCGUACUCGUUUUCCGUUUAUACUUUAACGUACAAAAUUGUUUGAUUACUUAUUAUCGGAUCAUUUUCUAAAGAAAUCCAGGCGCCGUUAAAAUAUAGUAUCCGUAGCUAAUUUCAAACGACUCGGUGCUAUUUCCCCUUUUCCUUAUCUUAUGCUAUUCAGAGCGGUAUCGUUGGAUCAUCAUUGGACAAAUAUUGACUCUUCUCGGACUAAGACACUCGUAGGCUUGACUCUAGACAUAACUGGCUUUGGAAGGUUCUCGUUAUUGUAAAUUACAGCCAAUGGCUCAAAGGGAUCAAAACUGGGAUUGUCAUUGUGCUAGAGCCAAAUUUAUCAGGGUGUGGACGGCUGAAAAGUUGUAAAUAACAUUGUUAAGACAUUGAAAUUGGAUCCUUGGUUUAUAAGAGAAUGUAACUAUGCUUAAUCUUCCAUUAAAAGAUUGAAACAUUUGUAGCUCUAAUUCUUCCUGCCUCUGUUGUGUAAACAAAUCGUGAAAAAAACCCUGUUGAGUUGUCUUCUUUCAGGUCAGUUUCAUAAUGUCUCGGGGCGAGAAGGAAAUUUGAAAAAUAAAACCCUAAAUCUUUGGAUUUCCUCAAUUAGAUAAAUACUCAUAGCUCGGAGUGUACACCAAGUUCAAAACAAUAGACAAAGCUUAUUCCGAGGGUCAAUUUCUCUGUAUUUGCCAGAAAUAUCGGCCUUAUCGGGCUCACAUGAACACAAAUAAUAUCGAUCACUUUCAACUAUAGCGUGUGCCCAAUCAAUGCUACAUCUACUGGUCAAAUAUACAUCAAGUAGAUUUGUGCACAUCUGACAAAAAUCCUUUUACGAAUAAAUUUUGCGUUUUUUUUUUUAGCUUAUCUCUAGUUUCCUUUUUUCUGUUCGCUGGGCUUUUUAUCAAUGGAUAAAAGUCUUGCUUUGUUAAAUCUUAAAAUAGCAGAUAUUCGAAAAACGAAUUUGUACCUUUCACACACUUUUGAGAUUGUUUUACUUUGCCUUUUGGAGUCCCUAUUCAUGCAAAAUGAUUGCAUUGUAAUAGAAUUCAAAUUUCCAACAGUUUUUAUACUUGUUUAUUUUAUACCCUUUUUUCUCACUUAUGUUUCGCCACAAUUGAACCGCAAAUUAUAGUUUCAUUUAUUUUAUGCAACGUACGUUUGGUGAAUGCCUAGUUAGGAAAGUGCUAAGUAAGUAACUGCCCCUUGCCGUUAUUUCAUUAUCUCUUGGUCUUUUGCUUUCCGCUUUUCAUCUACGGUGGCAACCCCACGCACUCGAGGUGUCUAUAGCAGAUUUACGUUUUAAUUUACCAAAAAAGGACAAUCGAACGGUGCUAACUAGCUCAUAAUAGGCCAUAGAUUUCGUUAAGCUCCCAUAGAUUUGACUUUAAUUUCCAUGGUUUUGUUGUCCAAAUUUUCCAUUCAAUUGCUGAUUGCUGACUUUUUUCGAGAUAUUUUUUUGAUGUUUGAAUUAGUUCUAGUCCGAAAAUUCUUUUAUGAGCGAGUAGAGUUGUAAUAACGUAAACACCUUAAUCAGAAAUCCAUGCGUUCAAUAAUUGCAAAUGUUGGCAACUAUUCUCAUUUUGACCUUGCAAAUUUUGUCUCUAUCUUUGCUUUGAUACAAAUCCUACCCCUGAAUCAGAAAAUAAUAAAAAAGUAUAGAAUAUUACUUUGAUUUCUUUCACACGGUUCGACAUUUCAUUCCUUAUUACUUCCAUUUCUUUUAUAUUAUUUCAAAUUGUAAUACUUAUAUCAGAACAGUGUCUAGAAAUAGGUACAACGAUACCAAGGCCUAUAUAUUCAUACUAAAUUUGUGGCCUUUCGAGACAAAUUUUAACAAUCUUAUUUGUUUAGUAUUUCCACUUCUACAAAUCUUGUUGUGCUAUUUUUCAAACAAGUUCAGAAACCCCAGUAAACAAACUUCGAACGAAUGACACAAAUGAUCAUUCCCUAUAAAAACCCUAUUUCCUUUCGAUUCUUAACUCUAGAAGGCGACUAUUUCCUGCAUAGAUCCUGGAUUAUCGCUCAGUGCCUUUUAUCCACUAAAACGUAGUUCAUUCAAACUAUAGCAUUCUGCGGCCUUCGCCCGCUGGCAAUAUUUGCGCGGGAGUUUUCGGCGGGAAAAUGUUGAGACGUCGCGCGUCUGGUUAUCUUUGGAGCUUCUCAAAGUCAACUACAAUAAAACAAAAAUAGAAUAACAAUUUAACAUUUACCGGUUUAAAUGUCACCAGCUAUGUUAUGGUGUACCGUUUACGUGUACUUUGGUAUUUAGAUUCUAGCAAAAUCUGUUUAUAGCGGUGAAGGUGUUUCUAUAUGAAAUGUCUGACUGUGGCUAAAAUCAAUAUUAAGUUUUGCAUGGUUUUGUCUUUAACAUUAGAAUCUAUUGAAAGAACAGUUCAUAGUAUUUUUGUUUAUUCAUUUAUUCCAUAUUAUAUAUUUAUUUUCUGUACUGUGGGACGAGUUCAUUUGGUAUUACAUUAUUAUUUAGCAAAAUGUGUUCAUGUAGUUUUGUCUUGAUAAAGUGAAACAUGAUAAGAAGUCUUUCAAAUCUAUUCUUCACAAUUAUAGAAAUAUCGUAAAACGAAAUUAGACAAACGCAGGUCUAUCUAUAUUUCUAGCCGCUGUCGUAGUAAUUAAUCACGUUUUCUCUGUUUGCUGCUCCGAAGGGCAAGAUAGCCUUAUCUUGAGUCUUCCACCAGGAGGUGUUUCGAACGGCAUCACUUGAUCUUCCCAUCUUUUACGAUAACUUUAUUCUUGGGUGACAGAACAUCGCCACGUUAAUCACUGCAAUUCAAUGUUUAAAUGAUUUACUCGACUAGCAAGGGCAAAAGCGAUUGUGUGCUCUAGGGAAUAGAAUUAUUGUUUGUUUCGAAAGAUUUUACAACAGGCAGUAUUCAGGGUAUUGCGCAAGAGCGAAUGUUCUGUAUAAUAUUUGUAGAAAUUCACAACAAUUUUCAAAUCAUUUCUUCAUUUUUUACUGUGAGAAUAUUGUGAAAACUACUUUUUUUCUUAAACACAAAAUCGCCGAAUUUUUUAAUGGUAUAUGGUUGAAUGGUAUUUUCUUUUCUUGACUCCUUUAUUAAACUACCAUCUUGUCAGAAAAAAAAAACAAAUUUGUAAAUAACCCAGCUUUGUUUAUAUAUUUAUGUACAUUUCAUUCAAAAGCACAUUGCUUCACGGCUGGGUAAGAUACCGAAAAGGCUGAAAAUGGCUUUUAUUAUUCCUUAAAAACGAAUAAUAUCAAAUACCCCUGUCUGGUACGACCUUGCAUUUUUAUAUUGCUUUAGGUUUCCUAAAAUUUUCUAAAGCAGCUAAUAACCCUUUCCACCCUUUCGAGUUAAGUACAAAGCAAACAAGAAGAGGUGCUCAGUGUUUUAAAACUCUUGCAUUAUUGGACCAGUAUAUUACUAUUCAAAGACAGUUCAGUCUUGACAAACGAACAUUGUUCAUUGUAACUUUCCGGAACCUACAAAUAUCGAAUGGCGAUCCAUGAAAGCUCUACCCGUUUCUAUAUUUAUUUUCGGCUUCUUUUUAACCUGGAAAGUUUUUUUUUUCUAUUCGUGUUAACGUAAGGCAUAUUUUUGUUAUGUUUUGCCUGCUAAUCGAGUGCCGUGAAGGUCCUGCAAGGGUUCUUGGGCGUUCAAUUGAAAGUCAAUGGUACUGGUAUAACUCUUUGAUUGCCUUCAUAUACAACUAAUAGAAAACAAUACGGAGAGAACUGAAUAAUAUAUUUAUGGUUUACUUUAAGCAACUUAGAUGGUCUUAAUAAAUUAAAGUGAAUUCGUGUAAAAUUGAAUCUACGGAAUUAUGUUUAUACGACCUUGCCCUUAUGCCAUGAGCCACCGUGGCUUAGUGCGAUCCCACCAAUAACUAACUCCU